GCCUGCAGCCAUGGCGCUGGGCCCGAUCCUGGCGCUGCUGGGCCCGAUCCUGGCGCUGCUGGGCCCGAUCCUGGCGCUGCUGGGCUCCCUGCGCCUCCUCUCCCGGCUCCGGAACACGUGCGGGCACCUCCGCAGCUUCCCGUGCCCACCCUGGCGCGGAUGGAUCCUGGGGCACAUGGGGAUGGCCAAGAGCACGGAGGAGGGGCUGGAGCAGGCGGAGGCGCUGGCAGCCCGGUACCGGCGCGGCUGCCUCUGGUGGCUGCUGCCCUGGCUGCCGGUGCUGCGGCUCUUCCACCCCGACACGCUGCGACCGGUGCUGACGGCCGCAGCCUCCAUUGCCCCCAAGGACCAGCUCUUCUACGGCUUCCUCCAGCCCUGGCUGGGGGACGGGCUGCUGCUGAGCCAUGAGCGCAAGUGGGUGCAGCACCGGCGCCUCCUGACGCCCGCCUUCCAUGGGGACCUGCUCAAGUCCUACCUGGGCAUCUUCAACCACAGCACCCGCAUCAUGCACGACAAGUGGUGCGCAGCAGCGGGGCCCAUGGGUGCUGCGGUGGCGCUGGAGGUGCUGGACCAGCUCAGCCUCCUCACCCUGGACAGCCUCCAGAGAUGCAUCUUCAGCCAUGAGAGCCACUGCCAGCAGCAGCCCAGCGAGUACAUCGAGGCCAUCCUGGAGCUGAGCAGGUUGGUGGUGCGGCGCCAGCAGCACCUUCUCCAUUACUCCUGGUGGCUUUACCGGCUCUCGGGCGACGGGCGCCGCUUCACCCAGGCCUGUGCCACCGUCCACGGCUUCACCGCGGCUGUGGUGCAGCGCCGGCGCCAGGCUCUGCAGUGCCUGGGCCACCAGGCUUGGCUGGACCAUCACCGCGGCCAGCGCAUGGACUUCAUCGACCUCCUGCUGCUCGCUAAGGACGAGGAUGGGAAUGCGCUGACGGACGAGGACAUCGCAGCCGAGGCCAACACCUUCAUGUUUGCCGGCCACGACACCACAGCCAGCGCCUUGGCUUGGCUGCUCUACAACCUGGCCGGCCACCAGCAGCACCAGGAGCGCUGCCGCCAGGAGGUCCAGGAGCUCCUCAAGGGCCGGGAUGCGGAAGACAUCGAAUGGGAGGACCUGUCCCGCCUGCCCUUCACCACCAUGUGCAUCAAGGAGAGCCUCCGCCUGCAUCCCCCGGUGACUGCCGUGUGCCGAUGCUGCACCCAGGACCUGGCCACGCGCGAUGGAAGGGUCAUCCCCAAGGGGGUCACCUGCUUGAUGAGCAUCUAUGGGACCCAUCACAACCCCGAAAUGUGGCCUGAUCCUCAGGUCUACAACCCAUUGAGAUUCAGCCCAGAGAACAGCCAGGGACGGUCCCCGUUGGCCUUCAUCCCCUUCUCUGCUGGCCCCAGGAACUGCAUCGGGCAGAGCUUCGCCAUGGCUGAGAUGAAGGUGGUGGCGGCCCUGACCGUGGCACGGUUCCGCAUCCGCCUGGACCCGGCGCGGCCGCCGCGGCGCAAGCCCGAGCUCAUCCUGCGCACCGAGGACGGGCUCUGGCUGCUGCUGGAGCCGCUGCCCAAGGGGGCCUGA
This is a messenger RNA of Melopsittacus undulatus (budgerigar), 1564 nucleotides long. Its product is annotated as cytochrome P450 4F22. Lineage: Eukaryota; Metazoa; Chordata; Aves; Psittaciformes; Psittaculidae. The record is from RefSeq and is a predicted model, not a curated record. Bases 11 to 1564 code for a protein of 517 amino acids. The transcript is spliced from 12 exons. Gene Ontology annotation, molecular function: heme binding; oxidoreductase activity, acting on paired donors, with incorporation or reduction of molecular oxygen; iron ion binding.